Molecule: messenger RNA, 1386 nt
Organism: Closterium sp. Naga37s-1
Lineage: Eukaryota; Viridiplantae; Streptophyta; Zygnematophyceae; Desmidiales; Closteriaceae
Source: the annotation of a GenBank genome assembly
AUGCCAUCUAAGCCAGCUGCGCCGCGGCGGUCGCUGACGGCGGCGGAGCUGGCGGGGUUUAGCGCUCUCCCCGUGCACUCGUUCCUCGGCCUGCGCUUCCUCUCCGCCUCCCCCGAUCAAGUCGUAGCUACUCUCGUCUCCUCGCCCUCCUCUGCCCAGCCGUUAGGCAACCUGCAUGGGGGGGUGUCAGCGCUGGUCACGGAGGCAGUGGGCAGUCUAGGCGCUGCUGUCGCUGCUGGUGCGCCGGUGGUGGGGGUGGAGGUGGCAUGCAGUCACCUCAGAGGCGCACCCAUGGGCACUCCUCUCAUUGCUGUUGGCACUCCCUUGAGAGUCGGCCGCACCGUUCAGGUUUGGGAGGUCCGCCUGUCAGCUUCAAGCGACCGUGUGCUGGCACAACAAGGCGAGCCAGCCCCUGCUAGCGAGUUGACUCUUGAGUCGACUCAAAAGGCAGCAGCAACAUGGUCUCGUCACUUGCCCUCCCUAUCGCACUCACAGUCACCAGACAGCAAGACAGGCCCGAGCCUAGAGCCUCAGCAGCAGCCGUUGCCACCUGAUUGCACACCUGAUUGCACACCUGAGGGCUUUACGGCUGGCCGAUUGCUGGCAGUGGGGCGUCUGACGUGUGUUGCCUGGCCCCAGAGCCGUGGAGGAGGGGCGAAUGGGGAGAAUGGGAAUGGAGGGGAGGCGAAAAGGAAUGGAGGCGGCGAGAAGGGAGCAAACGGGAGUGGAGGAGAAGCAUCGAGGCGAGAGGAAAGUGGAGCGUUGGGGAACCGAGAGGAGGGAAGUGGAGAGGCGGAGCUGAAGCAGCGGAUCGGGGAGAGUAAGGAUGAGCAUGAGGGCGCACGUGCAUGUCUCUGCCUCGAAUCCCCUCGAUUCGACUCGCCUCCCUUCAACCGUCUGCCCAUCCACAAGUUCAUCGGCCUUCGCUUCCUCUCUGCCUGCCCUCACCGCGUCGUUGCGGCGUUCGUCUCGUCUCCAGCAACCGCUCAGCCCUUGAACAACGUGCACGGGGGAGUAUCAGCCAUAGUCACGGAGACGCUGGGCACUACGGGCUCGAGCCUAGCAGCAGGGGGGCUGGUGGUGGGAGUGGAGGUGGCCAUCAGCCAUCUCAGGCCGUGCCCCCUCGGCACUCCCGUGGUUGCUGUCGCUGUGCCGCUGCGAGCGGGGCGCACUGUUCAGGUGUGGGAGGUGCGCUUAUCCGUCCAAAAGCUAGACAAACAGAGGCGAGACGAGCAGAGGCAGAGCCAUCAGGAUGUGGGGGAAGCGUCUGGAGGGAGGACUACUUUGAGUGCUCCCAGGGCAGGGCAACUACUGGCAGUGGGACGGCUGACAGCGGUGGUGGUGGGCAAGGGGGAUGGCAAGGAGAGGAGCAAGGCAAGGCUGUGA